Molecule: messenger RNA, 3104 nt
Organism: Branchiostoma belcheri (Belcher's lancelet)
Lineage: Eukaryota; Metazoa; Chordata; Leptocardii; Amphioxiformes; Branchiostomatidae
Exons: 3
Coding region: 96-1202 (368 amino acids)
Biological process (GO): cell surface receptor protein tyrosine kinase signaling pathway
Cellular component (GO): cytoplasm
Source: RefSeq, a predicted model, not a curated record
CCAGUACUGACUUCCUCGUAGUCAGGUGUGAGCGCACAACCAGGGCACUCCUUUACGAUCGGACUGCGUUUCCGCACUUUUUACCUGCCUGAAGGAUGGCGGAAGGUCGUGGUAUGGACGCCGACGGAUACUCCCGUCCGCGAAAAUGGGUAGUCGCCGAAGACGCCGGCUAUAUGUUUUCAUAUCCAAGGCGACCGAAUGAUUUGCCGGACAAUUUCCACACAACACACGACGUGAAGGGGUAUGUUCCCAUGGUCUCGACUCAGAACCCUGAGGUUGGCGCCAGGCACAGUGGUGAGAAAGGAUAUGUUGAAAUGAAGUCAGUGGAGCCUGAGUAUGUUAACGUUCCCAGUGGUACUGGGAAAUACGGAAGAGAACAAGUGUAUGGUGCAGCUUCGAUGAACUAUAGCAUUCCAGCGCCCAGGGUUCCCACAGAAGCCCAAAAUGUUACCAAGCACCACGUGUACGUUAACGUCCCCCAGCGGUCUCGUUUGACUAGCGAGGGGGCAGAGUGUUCUUCUGGAGUCAGCGAUGUGUCCGGAUGUUCUCCGGAGUUUGCUUCGCGUUCUCCUGGAGUCAGCGAGUCACUCCGGAGUUCUCCUGGAGUCAGCGAUGUGUCCGGAUGUUCUCCGGAGCUUGUUUCAUGUUCUCCUAGAGUCAGUGAUCUAGAGAGUUCUUCGGAGUUCCUGUCACAGUUGCCUGGUGUCCCUCUCCACCUGACGACCUCUCAACCAAAGAAGCCCUACGAUACGGAUGGAAGAGGAACGGGAGAUACAGUGGCUGACUACCGUCAUGUCGACAUGGACCCGGUCGCAAGAGGGCGUUGCUACCAUGUUUACCGGACACCUGCUUUCGACAAGCUGGAAGAGCAAGGUUACAGAUGCAUCGUUUCCAUCAACGAGACCAGCGCCUCCCGUGCCUUCGGCCUGAGCGGGACGCGCGAGCUGGAAGUGGACAUGGGAACUCCGGCCAUCAUCCUGACACCACGGGCCAGGGAGGGGUCAUCGCCGCCCAUCACCUGGCCCCUCCACUACAUCCGCCGGUACGGUACGGAUGGGGACAGGGUCUUCCGGAUAGAGGCGGGGAGACGCUGUUACCCAGGGCCGGGUAUCUUCACUUUUACGGUCCUCUCUGGGAACAGCCAGGACAUACUGGCCAAAGUAGAGUUGGCAAGCGAGAUGCACUUGAAUGUGACGGAUUAAGAGAACAGCUGAAGACCGACUCCACGGUACAUUGUAUUGUAAGAAAACUGGGUGAAUACAAUAAGCGUUGUAUAACAUCAGCCAAACUUUUAGUUGUAAAUGGAUUGAUGUUUGAUGUGAUUUUCGUUCAACAAGUUAUAUUGUGUAGGUUACAAGAGUAUGUAUAUGGUGUUAGCGUGCCUUCAAACUGUUUAUAAUCCCUUAUUCAUUAUUGUAUCAUAUUUUAAGUAAUCCAUGUAGUAUCAAUUUAUUAUGACAGUCACAGUGAUUAUGAUUUGUUGUCAGAGAUACAAAUGUCGAACACUAACCAAUCAAAUAAGUGGAUACCUGAUACGAUUGUAACAAGCGGGCUGUUUGUUGUUUUUAUUAUGUAUGAACAAACAACACAGGCUGUAAGGAGGCUGGUUUGCCGCUUGGGAUAUUUGCACACAAUAUGUAAUUUGUUACACUGCCAGACUAAAUAAAUGGAGAGCUUUCAUAAUUAUGAAAUGAGCUGUACACCAUAUACCACCGAAUGCAACAAUAAAAUUACUGAGCUAUAGCAGAUUGAAUUGACAAUAUAUACAAAUAUAACAUGCUACAAUUAUGUAGUAGAACCAUACAAAAAAGAAAUCAGCACAACAGUCAUUGUACAUUCAAAGUACGAGCACACGUGCACCAUACACAACCAGUUAACACCAUUCUGUGAGGCUGAAUGUCAACCCCUCUAUGUUGAAUUGUGCACCUCCAUGCUAAAUCCGAGACCUAGAAUGCUCAUUCACACGCAUAUAUUGUGCAGGGAUAUAGCAAUAGCACACACAGGUUAUAGAAAGAUAAAUGAAAAUGUAUCUGAAAGCCUUAGGAGUCAAAUGUAGCUUUAGAUGUCAAAUGUAGGCUCCCCCAUCAUCAACAAAACCCAGAACACAAUGUGCUGGGCAAAAAGUAUUUAAAAAAUGAUAUGUUCAAAUCAAAUCUUUCCCAUAUUUCACAAGCUGGGAUAGAAGCACAAAGAAAUUCUAUUAGAAAGAAAACACCAAGUCUUCCUGAACGAAUAUACGAGCAGUAUACUUUGUCUACUGCGUAAAUACACAUACCAUGCUUGUAGAUGGCAAAACUAAAGCAGAAUGCUAAGCUGAGGAUCUGUACCUAUCACUCCAUGAUGCCACCUAGCAGCUACUACAAGCUCUGCAGCUCAUGUGAUCUUUGAUGUUGACCAACUUUUCUUCAUGAGCAGUGAGUUACUACAACCAUUGUGGACAAUAUUACAAGUUAUCAUUUGCUAUGAAAAUACCUCUUACAAGUCAAAAUUUGUUAGAGAAGACCACUGCUAUAUUCUUUCUAUUGUCUCAAAAGUUGCAACCACUUCGAAAAUUGAAAAGGAAUGUUUGCCAUAGUAUUAUGUAACACCAUGUCCAAGAAAUUUGAAAUAUAAAAAUUCAUUUGUCAACAAAAUUAUAAGACAUUUGUGCGAACUACAAAUGUUAAAAAAUAUUCUAUUGCCUCAUUAAAUGCUUGGAUGCAUAUGAUUUGCCACAGGAUGCCUUAUUCAGCAAUAUUAAAGUUUGACCUGAUGUCUAGUAAGUAACAUUGGCACUUUCACCAACACACCACACUGUCAUCUGUGGUAUUCUUGAAGCAUCUUUCUCUAAUCUACAAGUCUCUACACUUCUCCAUUCAUGAAAUACUGAAAGAACAAAAAUGGUGCUGCUGCUUUCCUAGCAUCACAUCACUCACUUUUACCAUGAAACCACCUAUUGAGUGACUAGUAUCAACUAGUGGAAGUCUAAACAUCCAAACAUUCAAAUCAUUCCAUCCUGAUAAUGUUAUCAUGACACCAAAAAUGAGUCUGCUACUUCUUAUAUCACAAAAAUUAAUUACUCAUUCAUCUUAAGCUUAUGCUCUGUCAAAGACAAUUCUGGGAAU